GCGGGCAGGGCAGGCAGGGCGGGCAGGACCGGGCAGGGGUGUGGGCAGCGGCCGCUGCGGCGCGGGGCCUCGGCCGGUGGACGGCGGCGGAACGGAGCGGGCGGAGCAGAGGUUCUGAAUUCUGCCUGAACCGUGCACUGAGAGCAGCCCCUGGAAGCAGCGGCGGGGUGACCAGCAGCCAUGACGACGGAGACGGGCCCCGGGUCGGAGGUGAGGAAUGCGCAGGAAGAGGCUCCGCAGCAGCAGCUGGAGGCGGCUGCCCACGGCCCCACCGCAGCCCCCAACCCCGCCGGCCGGGACAGCGACACCAAUGAGAAGCCCGGGGCACAGUCUGAUACCCGAAAUAUGGAGCCAGGCACAGACAUGGAGGACAAGGACUACAGUGAGACAGAUGGGCUCUCUGACAAAACAACCCCCAGCAAGACCCAGAAGUCACCCCAGAAAACCACCAAGAAAGUGAAGAGUGCCCUGUGCAGGGUGACCCUGCUUGAUGCCUCCGAGUAUGAGUGUGAGGUGGAGAAACACGCCCGAGGCCAGGUCCUCUUUGACAUGGUGUGUGAGCACCUCAACCUCCUGGAGAAGGACUACUUUGGCCUCACCUUCUGUGACUCAGACAGCCAGAAGAACUGGUUGGACCCUUCCAAGGAGAUCAAGAAGCAGAUCCGCAGUGGGCCCUGGAACUUUGCCUUCACUGUGAAGUUCUACCCUCCAGACCCUGCCCAGCUCACAGAGGACAUCACAAGAUACUACCUGUGCCUGCAGCUCCGUGCAGACAUCAUCACAGGGCGCCUGCCCUGCUCCUUUGUCACCCAUGCCCUGCUGGGCUCUUACGCCGUCCAGGCCGAGCUGGGCGACCAUGACACUGAGGAGCAUGUGGGCAACUAUGUCAGCGAGCUCCGCUUUGCCCCCAACCAGACACGGGAGCUGGAGGAGCGCAUCAUGGAGCUGCACAAGACUUACCGGGGAAUGACCCCCGGGGAAGCAGAGAUCCACUUCCUGGAGAAUGCCAAGAAACUCUCCAUGUAUGGGGUGGACCUGCACCAUGCCAAGGACUCAGAGGGAAUUGACAUCAUGCUGGGCGUCUGUGCCAAUGGCCUCCUCAUCUACAGGGACCGGCUGCGCAUCAACCGCUUCGCCUGGCCCAAGAUCCUCAAAAUUUCCUACAAGAGGAGCAACUUCUACAUCAAGAUCCGCCCGGGUGAGUAUGAACAGUUUGAGAGCACCAUUGGCUUCAAGCUGCCCAACCACCGCUCAGCCAAGCGGCUCUGGAAGGUCUGCAUAGAGCAUCACACCUUCUUCAGGCUGGUGUCCCCAGAGCCACCCCCCAAGGGCUUCCUGGUGAUGGGCUCCAAGUUUCGGUACAGUGGGCGGACGCAGGCGCAGACGCGACAGGCCAGUGCCCUCAUCGACCGCCCAGCUCCCUUCUUCGAGCGCUCCUCCAGCAAACGGUACACCAUGUCUCGCAGCCUUGACGGAGAGUUCUCUCGUCCAGCCUCCGUCAGUGAGAAUCAUGAUGCUGGGGCAGAGGGUGAGAAGGAGGACGAGGACGGUGAGUUUGGCAGCAGGAGACAGUCUGAGAUGGAGGAUGAGGAAGUGACCACCCCGACGAAAAUCAAGGAGCUGAAGCCGGAGCAUGAAACAACCCCCAGGCACAAGCAGGAGUUUUUAGACAAGCCAGAGGAUGUUUUGCUGAAGCAUCAGGCCAGCAUCAAUGAGCUGAAGCGGACCCUGAAGGAGCCCAACAGCAAACUGGUUCACAGGGACCGGGACAGGAGGCUGCCUUCCUCACCAGCCUCUUCCUCACCCAAGCAUGAGGAUGAAACGCCAAAGGGAACACCCGAAAAGGCCAGUGAGACGAUGGAAGAGGACAUCCUAGACGAUUUUGCAUCAGAGCAUGGAACUUCCCUAAGCAUGGAGUCUUUCACGCAGAAAAGCCUUGUCUCCUCUCCUGAGGGCUCGGAGCAUUGGGUAUUUAUAGAGAGAGAAGCCCCUAGGCUGGAAGCGGUAGCUCUGAGGAAAGCUCUGGGAGUCAAGAAGGAAGAAGCACGUGUGGGUACCUCAGAGGUGAACACGAGUGUGAGCCUGUUGAAGGUAGAGGUGGCAGUAGGGAAAACCAAGGAAGUGACAGGCCAGAAAGAGCCCCCAGCUGCAGCCCCGGAUACCCGGAAGAGAGCCAAAAUGAUCGCCAGUCCUGAGGAUUUUGAGUCUGUCUGGGAGGAUGAGAUCUAUGAGAAAGAAAGCAGAGGCAGCCCAGAAGCAGCACACCUGCCCACUGACAGCACAGAGAAGAAGCCUCAGAGCAAAGGAGCAGUCAGUGGUGAGCCGGGGCUGCCCAAGCCCUGUCAACAACCUGAAGAGAGACAAAGGGCCAAGAUUUUAGGGCCAGAGCAUCCCGAGGGAGAAGGCAAGGUGCUCUCCAAGGAGUGUGCUUCUGCAGCCUCCAGGAAACAGGAGGCCAGAGUGCCAGGCACAGCCACAGAGCUCCUGAAAACCAAAGUGAAGGCUGGAGAUGACAGCUCAGAGACUUCUGCAACCCAGAGGAUCAUCUACUUAGGAGAUCCAGAGGGAGAGGAGAAGGACAGUAAAACACAACUUGUCUUGGACACUAGUGGGUGGCUUGGCUUGGAGGAAAUACCAGAAGCCACAGUGAACACGUCUAGGGAGGAAUCAGGGCACGCAACACCAGCAGCAGAAGGGUUCCAACCCCCUUCUUCAGCAAGUCACCAACACAAGGCAGUGUCUGGAAAACCUACUGGAGCACCAGAGCAGCCCAGGAUGGGCUAUGACAGGACCAGCCUGGUGGGACACACCAUCUCGCGGUGGGAGAAAGAGUUGUCCCUGCAGCCAGAGAAAGCAUCUGCUGGGGUGCCCAGCUGUGGGGCACCUGCAGGAAGUGAAGCCCUGCCAUGUGUUCAGGAGGUGGGACCAGAGGAGACAGAGCUGCAGAGCCCAGUGGGAGGCCUAAAGUCACGUGGCCUGGCAGGGGAUGGCCACGGGGCUAAGGAGCACAGAGGGAGCCCAGCACAGUGCUCUGACACCUGCACAGCUGAGGAGGAGCUCUUGGGAGCAGAUGGUGACAAGGAGAAAAGUGCCAGAGUGGUUCUUCAGAUGGAAGAGAUAGAGGCCAAGUCACCUCCCUCAGCUGUGUCUUGGCCAGGCCAUGCUGUGGGGUUGGAGGGAGAUAAACCCAGUGCUCCUGCCCCUCCACCCUUUCCCCAGCAAUCCAGCCCUGUCCCUGUGGAUUCAGCUCCAGGUACCAAGUCUGAGGGCACAGAGCUGUUUCAGAACACCAGCCCUGUGAGAGGAGUGGGCAUGCCCAAGGAUGUUAGCCCCUCUGUGGAGGUGGCCCUACCCAGGGAAACUGAUCCUGAAUCUGCAAAACAACACCAAGAUAUAGGAUUUACCUCAUGGAAACCACACCAAGGGACAAGUCUCAGUGCAGCAGAACCACCCCAAACCAGAGAUAUUGCAGCAGAGUCAAUCCAGGUCAGAGACACAGCCACCUGGGAGGUGGCCCAGGACAUGGACCCUGCCACAGCACAGAGCAAAAUCCCUGGCUCCAAAAUGCCACUGCAGGAGGAGAAGCCCAUGAUAAAAGAGUUCUUCCCGGGUUUGGGGCCCACAUCAGGGAAGCUGACUGGAGAUGAAGGCUGUCGGAUGGAAGAACUGCCCCAAGAUAACAGGCCUGGUGUGAAAGAGCUGCCCCCCCAAGCAGAAGAACCAGAAAAACAGACAGAGGCCAUCAUGAGAGACCUGCCCCGAGAGGGUUCCGUGGCUGGGGAGCUGUUCCACGUUGCCGAUCCCAAAACACAGGAGUCACACUGGGACUCAGAGUUUAGUGUGGCACAAGAUCUGCAGGGCAAGAGCCCAACAGUAGGAGAAACCACCAGGGCCAGUGACCUGGCUCCGGAGCAGCCACUGCAGAAUGAGUCUAUUCCCAAAGAAGCUGCUGAUGUCUCACACUUCCAGUCCCCUGUAUUAGGAUUGUGCCAAGGAAGUGAGACGUUCCGGCUCUCUGCCUUGGUGGAUGAAGGUGAGGGAGAGCUGCAAGUGAGGGAUGGGACACAUCAAACAGAGCCUGAGUCGUUGGUAUCUGUGGCUGGGCAGGCAGGAGCUGUGUCCCAGGAGCACAGAGAUGUCAACGUGGCCCCAGGAAGCUGGGAGGACAGCAAGAGCUACAGGAAAACCUCUGUGGCCUCCAAGAUAAAGUUGUUCGAGCAAAGUGAAGUGGAGCGAAGGGAGGCCCAGGAGGGACAAGAGCGUGUGCCUGAAGCUGGGACAUCAGCGAAAGCGAAAGGGAAGACAGCUCUGGCACGGGACAUGCCUUUGAGCACCUGCCUCGCCUCACCACCAGCGGUGGAACCCGUGUCCAGUGUGAGCUCCUUGGCCCUUGGGCAAGGGGCUGGUUCAGGAGACAUCUCCCAGCCUCACUCCCCGAAGGAAGAUGUCUCUGUUGAUCUGGAGCAUGAAGAAGACAAUGCUGAUCUGGCCUCCCCCGACUCUGGCUGCGAGCUCACCCUGGCUGAGGCCAUGAGCAAAUUUCAGGAACCAAAUGGGGAAGAAAAGGAUUUGUCUGACCCAUCAGUAAAAUCCAGCCUGAAAGAAGAGAAUUUAAAAACUGCUGUUCCAGUGGUCUCCCAGAGAGCGGGUGUGAGGGAGGGCACCGAGGAGAGACCUAAACCACCUCGGCACAGGGCCCCCGAGAGCGACACCGGCGAUGAGGAGCCUGACCAGGAGAAGGACUCAGUCUUCCUGAAGGACAACCACCUGGCCAUCGAGCGCAAGUGCUCCAGCAUCACGGUCAGCUCAACCUCCAGCCUGGAAGCAGAGGUGGACUUCACUGUGAUCAGUGACUUCCAUGGCACAGCCUUUGAGGACAUCUCACGGAGCCUGCCCGAGCUGGACAAGGACAAGAGUGAAAUGGAAGAUGAAGGCCUUGUUUCCUUCCAGCACACUGACAAAGUAGUUUCUGAACAGGAAGAGGAUGUCAAAGGCAGGGAGAAGGUCUCCCAGCCCAGCCCAGAUGUCUCCCAUCUAGAGCCAUCAGCCCCAAAAACAGAUGCUGCGAUGGUCGGCCUGGGGCUGGGUGUGAAGAAGCCUGAAGCAGAUGGCUCUAUUCCCCAACAGCAGGUGGACGGAGGCACCCCAGGCAGCAGGGACACCCCGAGCAGCAGGGACAUCACUGCCACUGCCCAGGCUGGCACCACAGAGACGGCACUGGUGACCUCAGAUCACAGCACCAAGGCUGGGAAAGGGGCCGUUCCCACCACAGAGCUUCGCUCCCUCUCACCGAUCUCCAGCGGCUCUGCUGGGAAGGAGAUGCUCACCAGCAUAUUCAGUGCCACUGCAGAAACUCUGUCCACUUCCACCACCACCCAUGUUACCAAGACUGUGAAAGGGGGAUUUUCUGAGACCCGGAUAGAGAAGCGCAUCAUUAUCACAGGAGAUGAAGAUGUGGACCAGGACCAGGCACUGGCUUUAGCAAUCAAAGAGGCAAAACUCCAGCACCCUGACAUGCUGGUAACCAAAGCUGUGGUAUACAGAGAAACAGAUCCCUCUCCAGAGGAAAGGGACAAGAAACCUCAGGAAUCUUGACCAACAUGUUCCUUGAAGUCAACAUCUGUAUUCCAACCUGGAGAACAGGGGAGAAGGAGCCUUCAUGCUGGAUUUGUCAGCAAGACAUAGACAUCCUGGCUGCAAUGUUCAUGACGAAGAGACAAAAAUUUUUAAAAAAGGAAUAGCAAAUAUAUUAUAUAUAUAUAUACAUACAUAUAUAUAUAUAUAUAUAUAUAAAAACAGGAAACAAAAUGCAUCCUUGCACUGCUGCUAUAUGCUGGAAAUGAAUAGCAAAAAACACCACCAACAAACAAAGUCAACCCUCUGCAGAUAAAUUAAAGAAUUUCCUGGAUUGGUGAUCAAAUAAGAUUUAAAAAGUAAUAAUAAUAACAAUAAUAUCGGUAACAAUACAAUAAGCCACCAUCUUGCAUGUUACAUUAAAGGACACACAAUCAUGAGUUCAUUUGUUGCACACUGAAUGGAAAGAAAAACUGCUUUGCAACAAAGCAAGAAGUAAGCAAACUGAAGUAAAAAACCACAAGCAGAAGCAAAACCAUUCCCCACCUCUGGAAAGAAGAGAGAAAAACACUGAAUUUACGACCAUAGAGUUAUUUUCCAAUUCACAAGUGUUGUUUUGCCCUUCUCCUCAUUCCAUGCUGGUUCUUCUGCAUUUUUUUGAGUUCUGUUAACUCUUCCCCUGCCCUUCCUUAUCUUCUCUGUGCAUUUGUCCAACCUCUUGUUCUCUGAAGGUAUUUAGGAACGGAUUUCAUUUCAAACAAAGAAAAUGAUAUGUAUAUGGUUUCUCAUCUCUAAAGAGCAACCUGUGGGGUUUCAUAUGGAUGUGCAUUUAAGUUAUGUAUAUUAUUAUAUAUAACAAAGGGGGAGGGAGGGAACAAUGCUGAAAUAAUUCAACAGUGCUGGUAAAUACAGUGCCAACAUUUUUAAAUUAUUAACUCUUUGACUGUGGUUGGUGUAUUUUGAGACUCUCAGAUCACACAUGGACUCUGAGUCCUGCAAGAAGAGAACUGAGAAGGUUUCAGCUGCUGCUAGUUGUGGGGGGAAGGUGAAAGGGCAAGGGACAAGAAUGUCCCUCCAGCUGAUCUGCGUGUAUGGUGGUUAGAUUUGGAGGGGCAGCAGUGACUUGGAGGGGUAAGGAAGGGAGUUGAGGCUCCAGCUGCAACAGCUGUUGGCAGAAUUGUCUCCUGGCCCCCAGCCAGAGCCAUGGGAUCAGCUGGACUGUGUUCAUCGCUCCCCUCCAGCCCACUGAGCCAUGCCAGUGGUGGGGGUGGUUUUGCUUUGUUUCUGGAUCCCAGUAAUGAAGUUACUUGAACUUUGUAGUAGGGUCGAAGGCAGAGGGCUGUUUCUGCCCUGUUUACCAUGAUACCUAAGGUGUGAUGGCAAGGGCUGCCUGAGGCGCUUGGGCUGGGGACAGCAAUGGCAGGACCGUGGCAGUCCUUCCCCAACCUGCCUGGGAAUGGGCAGUGGAGGAACCAUACUGUGUCCAUCACUGCAGAGCGUCCGCAGCAUCCCAGGCUGGAUGGGAGAGCCCAGGCCCUCUGCAUAAGCAGGUGUGUGUUGACGAGGUGUCAGUGGAGCUGCUCCCAGCUCGGCCCAGCUCAGCCUUCAGCCACAGGCUCCCUCCACGGCUGCCUUUGGAAGGGGACCAUGGACCGAGCCCAGGGCCUCUGUACACUGUGAACCAGGCAGUUAGCUUAGACUCAGAACCAAAACCAGAAAGGAAAGGAAAUAAAUGGAUUUCCUUCUCGAAAUCAUCUCUAGCUCCUACAGAAACAGAAGGGCCCAUGAUUCUGCACCAUUUUGCCUUUAGUCUCCUACCCCUCACACAGAUCGUGCCCAGAAAUAGGCAUGUUUUGUCAGGCCACAGCUUGGAGGAUGCCAUGACAGAUCCUGCUUACCACCCUCACUGUCCCCGGUGGGAGCUGCUCCCUGGCAGUUGGACUGACCAGUUGCUAACCAGGAUGUCCCUGUGAAGUCUGUUCUCCUAGCAGAGUGGUUUCUCCUGCAAGCGUGGAAGGCAUGACCACAAGCAGGUAGGGCUGCCAGCCCUUGAGGGUUUCCCCAGCUUCCAGCCAAGCGCCUUCAGCUCCUUUUAGAGAGCAGACCCCCAACCUGAAAAGAGUUAAAGCAGUUGCAUAGGCUACUUUUCUCUUGGUUGUUUUUCCAAUGUACCCAAGCCAGCCAUGACCACCAAUGGCACUGUCAGAGGGUGAGGGGGUGGUGGAUGGCCAGUGGUCUGCCCACUGUGCUGGUGUUCAUCAGCACACAGUGUGUUUUAGACAUGGAGGAGCCCACCCAGCUUGGAUAUUGCCCUUGGACACGUCCACAACUCCCCCAAGGCCACUGGGAGCCUCAAGAAUUGCUUUUGGCAUUGUGCAGAGUCAGGAAAGUGAAGGUUCCUGUGGAAAUGAGAGGCCUUACACAGUUAGGAUUCAUGUGCGCUUGGACUGAAGUGAGUUCUGUUUGCAGUGAGCAAACCUAGCCCCUGGCUCCCACAGCGUUUAUGGGUGGCAGUGUCUAAAACUUUUCUUAAAAAAAAGGAAAAAAGGAAAGAAAAAGCUCGCUGUUUGUUCUCUGGGUGAGGUAUGGCUUUCUGAUGCUCAGCUCCAGCCUACCCAUCACUGCGCUCUGUUUUUAAUAGCUGGUCACUGCUUGUUUUCUUCCAGGGGCCUUUCUGUUGAAAGGGGUGGGAGACAUGAGUGCCUGUUUUUACCCAAUCCCACAAAUUCAUUCUGAACGUGGCCUGCGAUUGCAUGAAUAAUAAUAACAAUAACAAUAAUAAUAUUUAUUUUUAUUUGAGAAGCACCUUACCAACCAACUGCAAUGCUCUCUUGUUCCUUCACUAACUCUCCUUUUCUCUUCCCUUGUUCUCCCUCUCCCCCUUUGGUCAUACUCCUUUUCAGUGCUCGGUGGUGUAUGCGUGUGUGCUCAUUGUUCUUGUAUUCAAUAAAAGUGAAAUAAAUGUGUUUGAUGCUAAAUCA
Messenger RNA from Myiozetetes cayanensis, 8555 nucleotides. RefSeq names its product erythrocyte membrane protein band 4.1 like 1 (gene EPB41L1). The record is from RefSeq and is a predicted model, not a curated record. Gene Ontology annotation, biological process: cortical actin cytoskeleton organization. Lineage: Eukaryota; Metazoa; Chordata; Aves; Passeriformes; Tyrannidae. The coding region runs from base 181 to 5595 and encodes 1804 amino acids. Gene Ontology annotation, molecular function: structural molecule activity; actin binding. The transcript is spliced from 26 exons. Gene Ontology annotation, cellular component: cytoskeleton; plasma membrane.